AUAAAGCAGUCCAAAGUUGUCUCGGAGAUGUACCCCCCUACCCCCCAAAGGAGCGUUGGAAUAGUGGCGGCCCGACCUGAGGAGGCUGACGGCCAUUUUACCACAGCUAGCUGUCACAAUCCCUCAAGUGGAGAGAAUAACGCUGCUUAAACUUGAAAGUGUACAGUACAACAUAACAUAACAUUUGGCGGCCAACGUCCAACACGGCGCCCUGCUCUGAGGCAAAACAGGUCAAAUAAACAGUGGCGUAAAAGACGGCGGCAAGAAGAUGAAUGGGUCUCUAGACCACCCCGACCAACCGGAUGUAGACGCCAUCAAGAUGUUUGUGGGUCAGAUCCCGCGCUCUUGGUCCGAGGAGCAACUGCGUGAGCUCUUUGAGCCAUACGGCGCUGUCUACGAGAUCAACGUUCUCAGGGACCGCAGCCAGAACCCGCCGCAGAGCAAAGGAUGCUGCUUCAUCACGUACUACACCCGCAAGUCAGCCUUGGAAGCACAGAACGCUCUUCACAACAUGAAGAUUCUUCCAGGGAUGCACCACCCAAUCCAGAUGAAGCCGGCCGACAGCGAGAAGAACAACGCGGUAGAGGACAGAAAGCUGUUCAUCGGCAUGAUCUCCAAGAAGUGUAACGAGAACGAUAUGCGCUUGAUGUUCUCACCUUACGGUCAAAUUGAAGAGUGUCGGAUACUACGAGGCCCCGAUGGAUUGAGCCGAGGCUGCGCCUUUGUGACCUUCACAGCCAGGCAGAUGGCCCAAGCGGCCAUCAAGUCCAUGCACCAGUCCCAGACUAUGGAGGGCUGCUCGUCCCCCAUCGUGGUGAAGUUUGCCGACACGCAGAAGGACAAGGAGCAGAAGCGCAUGGCGCUGCAGCUGCAGCAACAAAUGCAGCAACUCAGCGCCGCGUCCGUGUGGGGUAACCUGACCGGGCUGGGAAGUCUGGGACCACAGUACCUGGCGAUUUACUUGCAGCUGCUGCAGCAGUCAGCCUCCACUGGGAACGCGCUCGGCAACCUGCACCCCGCUUCAGGUCUCAAUGCCAUGCAAAACUUGGCCGCGUUGGCAGCGGCAACGGCCGGGCAGGCCUCGGCAGGCGGCUCCGGCGGAGCGACGGCGUCCAGCAGUCCGUUAAGCGCGCUUACCAGCUCAGGUAACGGUCCGCUUUGGCUUUGGAGCCGCUCCGGCCGUUCUGACCCCGACGUUCCCACGGCGCCAGGCUCCUCCCCUACCUCCAGCGGCGCGUCGUCCGUCAACCCCGUGGCGUCCCUGGGAACGCUGCAGUCUCUUGCCGCCGGCAACGCGAGCUCGCUCGCAGGGAUGGCGGCUCUCAACGGCGGAUUGUCCAAUGGCGGCGGCACUGCCGAGGCGCUGAGUCAGGCCUACUCAGGCAUCCAGCAGUAUGCCGCUGCUGCUGCCGCCGCGGCGCUUCCUGGACUCUACAACCAGAGCCUUCUAUCGCAACAGAGCGUCUCGGCCGCGGGAAGCCAAAAGGAAGGUCCGGAAGGCGCCAACUUGUUCAUUUAUCACCUCCCGCAAGAGUUCGGCGACCAAGACCUUCUCCAGAUGUUCGUGCCCUUCGGCAACGUCAUCUCUGCCAAGGUCUUCAUCGACAAGCAGACCAACCUUAGCAAGUGUUUCGGCUUCGUGAGUUACGACAACCCGGUGUCGUCGCAGGCCGCCAUCCAGUCCAUGAACGGUUUCCAGAUUGGCAUGAAGCGGCUCAAGGUGCAACUCAAGCGCUCCAAGAACGACAGCAAGCCGUACUGAAGGCCCGCCGUGACUUCGGUACCGGUACAGUAAGGGUGGCCGGGCCGGGCCGAGCCGGCGGACGGACCGGAUCCUUCACGUCUUCUCUCACAAACUGCCGUGUUUUCUUUUGAACUCUUUUGUUUGCCGUGCUACCUUUUGAACCUCCAUUGUUACCACACGUUGCACACGGACGGCAAAUUGUUUUCUUGGUGCUUUUUUGUUUUGGGGAGUGUUUUGUGCUUCACUGUUCUCCGCUGGAACAAACCUCUUAUUUUAGUUGACGAAAGUCACCCGAUUUAUACGCUCGACCCAUUGGGCGCCGGACGUCAGCCGGGCCUCGGAACGCGCCGUCGAGGAUUUGCUAGGGUGAAUAUUGACUAAGGCUUAACAUUUAUGACCGUCGGCCCGAUCGUACGGAGGACCAGGAGUCAAAAAAUCAAAUCGAAGCACAAUGUAUCAGUCAGUAUUUAUUUACAUUUUUAAAAUGUUUAUUUAUUUCAACAAUUAUUGCAUUUUUGAUAUAGUAUAAAGGAUAUGUAUCGACACCCUCUUUUUAAAACAUUUUAGAUAUUUUUUUAAAUAUUAUUAUUUUUUUUUUACUUUUAAAAUUUUAUUCAUGGAUUUAUUUAUUAUUGCUUUUUUUAUCGACACCCGCUUAAAUCUCUUAUUUCAACAUUUAUUGCAUUUUUGAUAUAAAUGAUAUAAAACAUUCUUUUUUAAAAAUGUGUUAAUUGAUUUAUAUUAAAAAAAUCCAAAUAUUUAGGGAUUUGUUUAGAACAAAAAAAGGAACCAUUUGUAAAUAUUGACAUUGGGAAUCAUUUUAUGAAGGUGACAAUGAAUACAAAGUGAAAUAAAUGUUGAAGUAAAUGACAAUUAGAACAAAUGAUUUGAAAGAAAUGAAAACAAGCGAUUAAAAUUGAAAUGUGAAACGCAAAUAAAAUGUAUACAAAGCUAAAUAUGAAAAAAGAUUUGAUAUAUAAAAAUCAUUUAAAUAAAUCUUGAUUUUAUUUUUCAAAAAUAAAGUAUUUAUUCAUUUUGAUUGGCAUUUAUUUGAUUUUUGAUUGGUUAUAAAAGUAAAUACCAAUUAAAAUGAUUGUUGAAACAAAUAUUUGAAAAAGGAAAAAAGAUAAAUUGACAUAAAUGCAAAAUAAAACUUCGAACAUCAAUCAAAACCAAAAUGUGUAUCUACAAAACAAAAGGAAUAAAAAUUAGUAUGUAUAAAUAAGAACUCGUAUAUUUCUAGUUUUUUUUUUUGUUUUAUUCAUUUUGAUUUUUUAAUCAAAUAUAUUCAUGUUGGCUGGUAUUUACUUCAACAUGUUUUUAUUACAUGUGUGGCCUACUAUAAAUUUUAUCCAUUAAAAAUACACCAUUCGAUAAAGAUAAAUACACAUUGAAAUAAAUUAAAAAUAAAUAAAUAAACUGAAAUAAGUAUACUGUAUAAUGACUGGAAGAGCACUCAUUCAAAGCAUUGCCAUAUUUCUGACCUCUGUGACUUUUGACCCUUCUUGUCAAAUCAGUCAUUUGACCCAUCAUAUUGCUUACCUAAUUUGUGUUAACUUGGUAAUGGAUUAGCCAUUUAUCACUAAAUUACUUUUCUGACCCCUGUGAUCUUUGACCCUUUAUAUCAUACCAUAUAUUCAUUUGACUCAUCAUACAACCCACCUAAUUUGCGUUAACUCGAUAAUGGAUUUGCCUCGUUAACGGCAAAUUCCUUUUGUGAACUCUGUGUCCUUUGACCCUUCACAUUAUCUCAUUCAUUUGACCCAUCAUAUUUCCUACCUAAUUUGCGUUAACAGAUUAGCCGAUUUAUCACCACGUUACACCACUCUGAUCUCCGUGACCUUUGACCCCUUCAUAUCAUAUCCAUUGGAACCAUUGUAUUGCCUACAAAAUUUCCGUUAACUGAUAACGGAUUACCCUAUUUGGCGCCAAUUGCUUUUCUGACCUCUUUGACCUCCUUACCCUAAAACUUAAUCAGCUCUAUACAAAUUGAUACAUAUAAAUAAAUACUGAGAAAAAUGACACAAAAAAUGAUUCAUUUAACCAUGUAAUGAUUUCAUUCUGGUCCUUCGUAGGAUCGUGGCUACAUUUGUACUCGGUUUAUUCAAUCCGCUUUUGCUAAUGAUCUUUUACCGAAGGUGUCUCGCUGAAAAAUUGUACAGUAUAUUCUUGAUAUAUAUUUAUAGUCGUAUAUCGAUCACUCAGUGAGUUGUGGUGGUGUUAUGUUUAGUUUUUUCUUUUUUAUAUACCGAAGCCCUCACAUAUCUCCGGCGGAAGCCCUCUUCUCCGAUUGGAGCGUCCGUGUCACGUGACCCGCUUCCUGUCGUGGUGGCUUUUUUUGUAAAGGUGAGGCGGCGACGCGUACGUAUCAGGAAGGGCGCCGCCUCUUCUAUUUUUAUAUAUUCCGAAAGAAAGCAAGGUUUUCUACUUCUCCUGUGUGCUGGGGAAUUAUUUAUUGCCUCCGUAAUUUAGACGCAAAGAAAAUGUUGGAUUAUUUCCGAGUCAUCUCAUUUCAUGCGCAGGGUCAGACCCGUCCUACCAAAGAGUUUAAAGGCCACACUGAAAAAGGGAAUGAAUAUGCGGAUGAAAAUGGCUGCCGUUGACGAUGAUAGAUCGUUCAUGUGCUGUAAAUUGGAAUGAGUCUAUCACUAGUUAGACGUCCCAUCCAUUUGAAGUGGGACGUCUAACUAGUGAUAAAUUUAUUCCAAUCCACAUCAAAUCAAAUUUAUUGAUGGUAACUUGAUUGAAGAUUGUUUGUUGGCAAUUCAAACGUAUUGGACGUCUAUCGCCAUCAAUGGCAGCCAUAGAAUUAAGCCCUUUCUAGUGUGGCCCGAAUACUUGUCGGUAUCGUCCCGGCCACACGCAUUCAAAGUCACGAAUACUACUGUGCAGAUACUUGACAAAAGGGAAACAUUUCAUGGUGGUCACAAUAUACAUUUUUAUUUUUUGCCAUAUUGUCAAAUCUCAUAGAAUUAUCACCCUUUUUUGUAAUAUUUCUUAUCCUUUUGGGUGUAUUUUUUUUCUCGAAAAAACACUAACUUUCAGAAAUGUGUGAAUUUCUCUCUUAAUUCUUAAAUAAAUGAUCACAAACAACAUUUUUUUACAGGGGAGAAAAAAAUGUAUGAAGCCCCCCAGGUGCCAGGGUAGAAAAAAAAAAAUUCACAGCUAAUCUGUACCCACAAUUUAGUAAUCUGUGUGGAUUGCCGAAUUGUACCUACAAAUUUUUAUCUUUAGGUCCAGUUCACAGUUCAGUAAUCUACACAGAUUACUAAACUGUGUGAUUACUAAAAUAUAAUAGAUUAGUAAUCUGUACCCACAAUUUAGCAAUGACCCGGAAAUGGUAGUCACCAAUUCAAUUUGGUGGAGACUCCAAAUAUCGACGGACAAAAUUCAACAAUGUCACUUGUGACGUGUAUGUGACACCAGCCUGUGUGCAAAUGAUAACACCUGAAAGUGACAUUGUUCACGGCUACCAAAGACAACAUUAUUAAACUGUGGGUACAGUUUAGUAAUCUGUGGAUACAGUUUAGCAAUCUGUGGCGGAUUACCAAACUGUGAGUACAGAUUACUAAACUGGAUUACUAAACUGUGGGUACAGUUUAGUAAACUGUGGUGACAGAUGACUUAACUGUUGGUACAGGAUGCUAAACUGUACUCACAGAUUACUGAACUUCGUACAAAAUAUUAUCUCUGUACUCACGGAUGAAUAAACUGUAGGUACAGAUGACUAAACUGUUGGUACAGAAUACUAAACGGCACCCUCAGAUUACUAAAUUAAGGGUACAGAUUACUAAACUGUGCUCACAGAUUACUAAACUGUGUACAGAAUAAUAAACUGCACCCAUAGAUUACUUAACUAUGGGUACAUAUUACUAAACUGUACUCACAGAUUAUGAAACUCGGUACAGAAUACUAAACUGUGGGUACGGAAUACUGAAGUGGAUUAUUAAACUUGCUACAGUUUAGUAAACUGUGGUUACAAAUUACUAAACUGCUUGUACACAUAACUAAACUGUACCCACAGAUCACUAAACAGUGGGUAGAGAUUAGCAAUGAAAAAUAUUUUUUUUCUACCCUGGCACUUGGUUGGCUCUGUAGAAAUGAAUCUUGUGAUAUUAUGAAUUUAAACUUUAGUAAUUAUUUUACCGCUCAAUUUUUUUGUAUUGAAAUGACUUUUUUUUGUUGGAAUUUUUUUUAAAAGGUGACGAAAUACAUCUAAUUUUGUUAUAAACUCAUGCAAUUUAUUUUCUUGUUAGCUAACUUUUUUUUGUAUGCAAAUGAAUUUCAUCCCCAAAAUGACUAUCGUCAAAAAAUUGUCACUUCAUUAUUGGAACGUUGAUUUGUUUCUAUUCUAAAAGUUGCCUUACUUGAAUAAAAUUGCCAUUUUUUUUUUUUGUUUCGUCCCCAUUUCGUGGCCCAAAAUCCAUUUGUGUGCAGGUUUUACAAAUAUUGUGGCCACAACUGAAACAUUUUCCCGCCUCGUGUCAUAUCUGAGCUGCAAAACGAACAAUCAAUCAACUUUUUGGAACAAAGGAGUGAUUUUUUUGUGGGCGUUUUGUUAUUGAAUGCAAGGCUAGGCUACGCUAGGACAAUGCGGCGUCUCUUGUUUGACAGACGCUCUGUUUGUUUGUGGCUCUUUUUAGGAUGCAUGUUUUUUUUGUUUGUUUUUUUUAAAUCCGCACCCAGUUGGUUGACAAAAAUCAGCUGGUUUGUAUUCACUUCCGGAAAAUGACAAAUAAACUUGUGCCAAAAUGUUUUGCUC
Molecule: messenger RNA, 6506 nt
Organism: Corythoichthys intestinalis (scribbled pipefish)
Lineage: Eukaryota; Metazoa; Chordata; Actinopteri; Syngnathiformes; Syngnathidae
Gene: celf1
Product: cugbp, Elav-like family member 1
Exons: 12
Coding region: 269-1762 (497 amino acids)
Biological process (GO): mRNA splice site recognition; regulation of alternative mRNA splicing, via spliceosome
Cellular component (GO): cytoplasm; nucleus; ribonucleoprotein complex
Molecular function (GO): mRNA 3'-UTR binding
Source: RefSeq, a predicted model, not a curated record